Carassius carassius (crucian carp) is the source of this 1027-nucleotide messenger RNA. Its product is annotated as protein NipSnap homolog 2. The record is from RefSeq and is a predicted model, not a curated record. The transcript is spliced from 10 exons. Gene Ontology annotation, cellular component: mitochondrion. NCBI's taxonomy places the organism in Eukaryota, Metazoa, Chordata, Actinopteri, Cypriniformes, Cyprinidae. The coding region runs from base 57 to 929 and encodes 290 amino acids.
GAACUGCAGCCGUUUAACUCUUUCCUCGCCUGCUGUUUGUGUCCUAUCAGUGGAAGAUGGCGACCAGAGUCCUUCAGAGCUCUCUCUCCGGCCUCUAUCGGGCUGCACACACGGGCCGGGCGAAAGGACGCGCUUCCGCUCUUAUCAGGUUUGAUCUCAGGGGUCUGUCAGCAUCUAAUAACCGGAGCCGAGAGGACAGCUGGUUCAAAUCACUGUUUGUGCGGAAGGUGGACCCCAGAAAAGACGCUCACUCCCAUCUGUUAGCCAAGAAAGAGGACAACAACUUGUAUAAAAUCCAGUUUCACAAUGUGAAGCCCGAUUGCCUCGAGGCCUACAACAAACUCUGUGAUGAGGUGCUGCCGUCCAUCCACGCAGACAGCUGUUACCCGUGUGAGCUGGUGGGCACCUGGAACACCUGGUACGGGGAGCAGGACCAAGCUGUGCACUUGUGGCGGUACAGAGGAGGAUAUCCAGCUCUGACUGAAGUCAUGAAUAAACUGAAGAAUAACCAGGACUUCCUGGAGUACAGGAAGGAGAGGGGGAAGAUGCUGCUGUCCCGCAGGAACCAGCUGCUGCUGGAGUUCAGCUUCUGGAACGAGCCGGUGCCCAGAGACGGACCCAACAUCUACGAGCUGCGCUCCUACCAGCUGAGACCGGGGACCAUGAUUGAAUGGGGAAACUAUUGGGCCAGAGCCAUCAGCUACCGGCAGCACAACCGCGAGGCAGUGGGCGGCUUCUUCUCUCAGAUUGGAAACCUCUACAUGGUCCAUCAUCUCUGGGCGUAUAAGGACCUUCAGUCCCGAGAGGACACGAGGAACGCCGCCUGGCAGCACGACGGCUGGGAUGAAGUGGUCUAUUACACCGUGCCUCUCAUUCAGCAGAUGGAGUCCAGGAUCAUGAUCCCGCUGAAAGCGUCUCCUCUCCAGUAGUGCAUCCAGCAAACCAUCACCAAUUCAUCCCCAUGAGCUCCAGACAUCAGAUCCCUUCACUGCCGUCUCCCGUCACGCACCACACACUUGUUCGGACC